Messenger RNA from Moneuplotes crassus, 1797 nucleotides. The record is from the annotation of a GenBank genome assembly. Lineage: Eukaryota; Ciliophora; Spirotrichea; Euplotida; Euplotidae.
AUGGGAUGAACAGGAACUAAAGCGAAUAUUAAUAAAUAUGAAGAAGAAUAUUACAACAACGGCAAGAAGAUUGGCAAAAACAAGAAUACCAAAAAUAAAGGCAAAAACGGAUUGAACAGUGGACAAAGCGAUAGCCAAGAUUUUCAUGGUUCAGACCGAAACCAUCAGUCUGAUGGCAACAAGUUAAUCAAGGAAGAGCAGAAACAGAAGAAUAAUAAUGGAAGGAAUAAAGAGAAAGGAUUUAGACAAAGUUCAAGCUCAGAAGAUGAACACUCAAAUGGAUUCCCUGAAGAAAAUUUAAAACUUGAUAAAUAAAAAGACCGGGACAGUAGUUAAGAAGAAUCCAAGUGAGGUGUUGGCCGAAGAACAAGAAUUCAUGCGCAUGUUCAAAAGGCCUAUGUUUGAUACAAAAGUCUUUGGAUUGUUCAAUUCAGACCAGUUUAACCACUGAUUCUUGAAUUCUGUAAUUCAAGUUUUGUGGAACAUUGACAGCAUUCAAGAGUUCUUGAUAAAGUUUUCGAAAAUAAGGACAGAUUAUGAUAAUGUACUGAUUGAGAAUUUCAAACUGUUCAUACAAAAUAUCGAUAACGAACCUUUACAAAAUUACAUGGAUGAAGAUAACCCAAUUGAUUUUGAUGUCACCGGAAUUCGAGAGAGCUUAAACCAACUUUACAAAGAUACUAAAUAAAUUUUAAUCUUGAAGAGAAGUGCGACGCACCAGAAGCAUACGAAGCUCUGGUCACUAACAUUUACGAAAAUGUAGAAGAUUCCAAAGAGAUAGGAGGAGAGUUUGAAGACCUUGUUGAUACUAAAUUUGACGUAAACAAUUCUUAUAUUUAUGCAAAUGAACUUCUCUCCCCAAUAGUGCUUACUAAAGAAGACGCAUUCAAAGAUAUUGAGCAUAUCAAAUAUGAUCUAAUAAAAUAUCUCAAAAAUUAUUACGAUCUACUCAAAUCCAAAGAUAAAAACACAAGAGACAGAAGAAAGCAACCAUAUGAACCAGAUUCAGAUUCAAAUUCAGACGAAGGUUAUGUACCUCAGGCAACGAAGUUGCUAAUCCUUAAUUUUGCAUGGGGAGAGAAGAAUGCAGAUGAUAUAACCAAAAUGCUCAGCUUAAUCCCAAAUACUUUCAAAUUUAAUGAACUCUAUCCUGAUGGUGCUAAAGUAACUUAUGGAUUCAAAGGAAUGGUAUGAUACUGGGGAAGUCACUAUUUUACUUAUAUCUACAAAGAGAACCAGUGGGUUCAAAUGAAUGAUACUUACAUCACAAUCGAACCAUCAUGGUCAAGCAUUAUAGAAAAUUGAGUUCAAGGAACCAUCUUACCUAUCAUGCUAUUAUUUGAGAGAUGUGACUCUAAAAAUGAGGUUAAGAAAGCCAAAUCUAAUAUAAAAUUAAUGACUGAAUAUUUAGUGGGAGUUCUAUAUCCACAUAACAAAGUAGAUCACAACAAUUUUGGCAAUUUUGAUGAUCCCAUUAGUCCAUAUGGGCAUAAUGACCCUUAUACUGUUGGAUAUCAAGAAACUCCAUUUGAAGGAGAAACAGACGAUGAAUGGUCCUGCCAAAGAUGAACAACUUUAAACAAGAUCACAAACUACACAUGCAUCUCCUGAGGAUUUAAGAAUUGGACUAUAAAAGACCUAAAAUAUCAAAGAAGAUUAGCAAUGAUGGGGUAUAACCAAUAUUGUCCAAACUGUAAGAAAUUUUAUACAGGUUCCUUCUGUUCGAAUUGAGAGGAAAGAGUAUUGCUCUACAAUGGGGAUUUGACCCAAAGAGAAAAUAACUAUUAUGGAUAUUAA